This is a messenger RNA of Ostreobium quekettii, 840 nucleotides long. The record is from the annotation of a GenBank genome assembly. Lineage: Eukaryota; Viridiplantae; Chlorophyta; Ulvophyceae; Bryopsidales; Ostreobiaceae.
AUGUCGCAGCGGCUGCAGGCCCUGCAGGUGGCUGUGGAGCACGGGCGGCUGGACCUUGGGGCCAGGGACGCGCGGAUAGAGGCGCUGGAGACGGCCGUGGAGGAGGGCGGGCAGGCGACGGCGGUGGCCGAGAGGGCCCGGCAGGAGGCGGUGGCGCGGUGCGCGGAGCAGGCGGCGGCUCUGAGGGAGGAGGUAGGCGCCCUGGCGGCGGACAACGACGUGCUGAGGGGGGAGGUGGCGGCGCACGCGCGAGUGAAGCAGAGCACCGCGGAGAAGCUGGAGAGGGUGAGGCGGAAGUUGGGCCUGACGGCCACCGAGAGCCAGCACUUUGUGCAGGAGCUGGAUGCUGCAAAGAGCCAAAACGCUGAGCUCCAAGUCUUCAACACGCAGCUGGUGUCUGAGAAUGACCUCCUCAAGCAACAGUGCAAUCAACAUUCCCGCCAUUGCCUGAUGCUGAUCAAGGAGAACCACAGGAUGAUGGGACACCUGGGCAGGUUGAAAGGGAAGCUCCAAAAUGCCAAGGAGCAUAGCAGGGGCUUGUUUGAGGUCAAUGCUCACCCAAAAGUCCCAAAGAAAGCGAAGGUUGGGGCCGCAAGAAAACAGCAAGGCUUCAACAAGUCUUGUCCAGGGGACGCCCUUGUGCAGAAAGUACUGUUGGAGGCAGCUGCGUUUCGCAGGAGACGUCAGCAGACCGGUGGAACUGGGCCCAUGUCCACCGAAACGAUCGGCACAGUCAUCACACAGCCCAUUCCACUCACCUCGGGCACUGAGGACGGGAACUCCAGUGCUGGCAGCGAAGACAGCUCUGACACAUCCGUGGCAUCAGAACGCUGCAGCUGA